AUGGCUUCCUCAUCAUCCCACCUUCUUCUAACUCUUCUCAUCAUUAUCUCACUCAUACAAUCCUCCCAUCAAGAUUACUACACCCCAACCAAGAACAACAUGAACAUAAUCGACUCUUGUUGGCGUUCAUCCUCCAAUUGGGCCAAAAACCGCCAAGCCUUAGCCAACUGCGCGGUGGGCUACGGCAAGGACGCAAUUGGAGGCAAAUUUGGCACCAUUUACGUAGUCACCGACCCAUCUGACAACCCUUCAAACCCCAAAUAUGGAACGUUGCGUUAUGGUGUGAUUCAAAACAAGCCACUUUGGGUUGUGUUUGCUAAGAGCAUGGUUAUUGUGUUGAAGAAUGAGCUGAUGAUAAAUAGUUUCAAGACCAUUGAUGGACGUGGUGCUAAUGUGGAGAUUGCUUAUGGGCCUUGCAUUACGGUGCAAGGGGUUAGCCAUGUUAUUAUACAUGGAAUUAGUAUCCAUGAUUGUAAGCCUGCCAAAGCUGGGCUUGUUAGAGACACUGUCACACAUGUUGGCAAACGUAGAGGCUCUGAUGGUGAUGCCAUUUCUAUAUUUGCUUCCUCCCAUGUUUGGAUUGAUCAUUGUUACUUAGCUCAAUCCACUGAUGGUCUUAUUGAUAUAAUUCAUGCUUCCACCGCUGUUACUGUCUCAAAUAACUACUUCUCCCAACAUGACAAGGUGAUGCUGCUUGGACAUAACGAUGGGUUCACCGAUGAUAAAAUUAUGAGGGUCACCAUUGUCUUCAACCGCUUCGGAGCUGGCCUUAUCGAGAGGAUGCCGAGGGUUAGGUUCGGUUACGCCCACGUAGCCAACAAUCGAUACGACGAGUGGAAAAUGUACGCGAUAGGUGGGAGUGCAAACCCCACAAUCUUCAGUGAAGGGAACUACUUCGUAGCUCCCAAGAACUCAAAUGCCAAACAGGUAACAAAGAGAGAGGUCAACAAAGGGUGGAAUAACUGGAAAUGGAGAUCCUCAAGAGACGUGUUCUUGAACGGCGCUUACUUUGUGCAAUCUGGGUGGGGAAGUUGCAGCCCAUUCUACACAAGAGCUCAGUCCUUUCCAGUGGCUCCAGGCUCCAAGGUUCCAGCUUUGACUGCAAAUUCUGGGCCACUUCGUUGCUCCAUUGGCAAACGUUGCUGAUUAAAUUACC
This is a messenger RNA of Cucurbita pepo subsp. pepo (vegetable marrow), 1156 nucleotides long. Its product is annotated as putative pectate lyase 2. The record is from RefSeq and is a predicted model, not a curated record. Lineage: Eukaryota; Viridiplantae; Streptophyta; Magnoliopsida; Cucurbitales; Cucurbitaceae. Gene Ontology annotation, molecular function: pectate lyase activity.